This is a messenger RNA of Juglans microcarpa x Juglans regia, 504 nucleotides long. Its product is annotated as E3 ubiquitin-protein ligase EL5-like. Gene Ontology annotation, biological process: protein ubiquitination. The transcript has a single exon. The record is from RefSeq and is a predicted model, not a curated record. Bases 1 to 504 code for a protein of 167 amino acids. Lineage: Eukaryota; Viridiplantae; Streptophyta; Magnoliopsida; Fagales; Juglandaceae.
AUGGCGGACGGCGGUAUUAUUUUUACUCUCACCUACCACAAUUUCCACGUCAUCCUAUUUGCUGUCGGAUCUGCGGCCGUCGUGGUCACCCUUUACCAGUGUAUAGCUAUGUGUUUUUGCAACCGCCAUGCCGCCGGCCAAAUCAGCACACGACGUGCAAGACAGCGUUCAGUGCCUGAGACAACUACGGAGAUGAUCACAUCAACUAGCAUCAACAUUUCCACCGCCCAACUCAUUCCGGCCCACAAGUAUCAAAAAAGCGUGAGCUUGGUGGGCGAAGAUGGCACUUGUGCCGUGUGCUUGUGCGAAUUUGAAGACGAUGAGGAAUUGCGUACCUUGCCAGCUUGCAUGCACUCAUUUCACGUAUCAUGCAUCGAUAUGUGGCUCUACUCCCACUCAACUUGCCCCAUUUGCCGAUCGAAAGCUACGCCUCAGCCACCGAUACUUCAUCAUGCUGAAGAUUUAGGUUCCGGCGAGUCGCCGGAGGCUCCUCCAAGCACUUAA